Messenger RNA from Caenorhabditis bovis, 585 nucleotides. The record is from the annotation of a GenBank genome assembly. NCBI's taxonomy places the organism in Eukaryota, Metazoa, Nematoda, Chromadorea, Rhabditida, Rhabditidae.
AUGUCUCGAGCAACUGUCGUUAUCUUGCUUUGCGUUUCCCUUGUUGAAGGCCAAACGAAUCGCUUCAAAGCUUGUUCAAAAUCGGUCAACCUUGGUGUCACAUUUUACACUGCGAAAGAAUUGGAACCAAUUUUAAAAUGUGCCGAGAAGCCGUUUUAUACUAAUCCAGAUGACACCGAUACAAUGAUAUCUAAUGGGAAGAGUUGUGUGAUAAAUAAUUCUAUGAAUAAAGCGAUUCCUGCAUUGAGUUUGUACAACGGCUUCAACGGCUGCACAGAUUUGAUGGCGCUUCUUAACAAGCUUAUGACACCAUUCCUUAACCAAACCAAACCGGUUAUCAAUUUGGCUUUGAAAGUGUUGAACAACUGCAAGAAGAACAAUAAGAAGACUGGUGCUGCUAAACAAGAAGCAUGCAUGAACCAAAUUUACGGAAAAUGCAUCGGCUCAGUCACUCGCAAGUUCGUCGACAAGGUGUGCAAAGCUUUGGCGAAGAAGAUGAACGCCAAAGAAUGGGGAUGCGCCAAGGAAUACUUGCCAAAAGUUGUGGACGUCUCUUCAUACUCGUGCUACAAAAUUGUGAAGUAA